Messenger RNA from Pyricularia grisea, 645 nucleotides. RefSeq lists its product as uncharacterized. Lineage: Eukaryota; Fungi; Ascomycota; Sordariomycetes; Magnaporthales; Pyriculariaceae. The record is from RefSeq and is a predicted model, not a curated record. The transcript is spliced from 2 exons. The coding region runs from base 1 to 645 and encodes 214 amino acids.
AUGCACAGCUCAACUGUUGCGUGGGGAUUUGCCCUUGUAUCCGCAAUCAUCAGCGGUGCUGCGGCGGACUACAAGGUUCCAGACACUGUAUAUCGAGGUGAUCAUCGCAGCCCCUUGAUUAUUUAUCGACAAGGCGGUUUCUUUCCUAGAGGUCGCGCUGUGGGUGUAGCUCCGGAUCCGAACUUCCCUUACUCGAAGCACAUCGACUUCGAUGCCAUGGAAGACGAUAACUUGAAAAGUUCUUGGCUGUCGGUAACGAGCGAAUGGAAGGCGGCGAAAUUGCAUAUUCGGUUUGCUGUCAAUGAAAACCAGGAUCAGGACACUUAUGUCUACCAUAUUAAUACAAAAGAUCCAGAGCCAAUUUUGUUCAAGUAUAUCACGGCGUGUGAUGUUAUCGGCAAAAACGGUCAAAUCAAGAAGAAGUGGGUUAAGGCGGACGCUGAGCGGGAGAUCGCGGCUAAACAGGCUAAACAAGGGUUGGCUCAAAACAGUCCGCCUCGAGUUGGGUCGCCGACUCUUAUGCGGCCUAACUCCAAAGGGGCCCACCGCCAGGGGUCUCAGCACGGGGCGGCUCAGCAAAAUGCACACCCUUGGGGGGCUCAAAACGGGGCAGCUGUAGAGAUGGCCCCCCUCAAGGGGAAUUAA